Molecule: messenger RNA, 2792 nt
Organism: Somion occarium
Lineage: Eukaryota; Fungi; Basidiomycota; Agaricomycetes; Polyporales; Cerrenaceae
Source: the annotation of a GenBank genome assembly
UGACGACUUGUCGUCCUCCUCCAUCUCCUCAUCGUAGGAUGGCUUCGGGAGAGAUGGCCUUCUUCGCAAGGCCUUCAUCAUCUGCGGUAAGAAUUGUUGCUCCCUCGGGGAAGGAGCAGGAACCCGUUGGUACCAAACCAUCCCCAAGAAAGGGUCCGUAUUCCUACACUUGUCACAUCUGCGACUGUCCACACGGACUCACUCGUAUUUGUCUCACUUCUAACCUAGAUUCGACUCAACGACAAUGUAGGAAUAUUCUGAUCUAUGGCUCGUGUAAAUUCCAGGAUAAAGGCUGUAUCUAUUCUCACCCUUCACGCGAUAUUCCAUCCCCCGCACCUCCGGAAUCACCUGUACCUGCACCUGCACUUCCCGCACAAUCUGUCAACGCCCCUGUAUUUGUACCUAAGACCCCGAUACCUCAUCCAGCCAGCCCGGCACCUGUAGCAUCUCAGUACUAUCAGUCUCAAUCUUCCUCUUCCUCUUCUUCCGGUGCCAUUGAUCCGACUGCAGCAGCAGCAGAACUUCGUGAUGAUAAUGACCCUGUCGUCGCUGCCAACGCGAACGCGGUUGCGGCCGUGGCGGCCGUUACACCAGCAAAAGAGUUCAUUCCGUUUGAACCUUAUGGAAUGGCAGAGUCUAUGCCUGUACCUGAGGGUUCAAUGAUGUCGCCUUAUGCGAAUCCUUAUGCUGCCCAGGACCAAGCACAGAUGCUCGAAUAUGAUGCCCAGGGCGCAGACCUAUUCUAUUCAACAUCGCCUUCUUUCGUUCGUCAACCUUUGCAAUACCACCUAUACACUCAACCGCGCCCUGAGGACCUCCAACCACGAUUCUUUGUUCCAGAUGACAUUCGCGAGGAACUUCAACAACGUGCCGAGAAUAUUCAUACUGCUCCUGCUCCAGGACUCGGGCUACCCGAGGAGCUACAAGGCUAUCAUAGCCUGAUUCCCUUGGAACCGGUCACAGGCGAACGACGUAAGUUCGGGAACUGGUAUUCUGCAGUGUAUAGAGCGACCAAGGCGUCAGAUGGGUUGCCUUAUGUCUUGCGUAGGAUUGAGAAUUUCCGGUUGAAAGACGUCGAGGCAUUCUCUACGAUAUUGGCUUGGCGUCGUAUACAACAUCCAAACAUCAUAUCAGUGAGGGAAGCAUUCACCACUUCUGCAUUUGGGGACGCCUCUUUAGUCGUCGUGUACGACUAUCAUCCAAAUUCAACUACUCUCUCAGAAGUACAUGUGAGGUCUAAGCAACCACAAGCCACCAGUGGUCGCGGAAGUCGAUCUCAGGAUCGAAUACCAGAACAAAAUUUGUUAAGUUACAUCGUUCAGAUCGCGAGUGCCGUUAAAGCGGUCCACGAUGCGGGGCUCUCGCUACGUAUCAUCGACGCUACCAAGAUCCUCAUUACCGGCAAGAACAGGGUCCGCGUCGGUUCUUGCGGCGUUGUCGACGUCCUCAUGUACGAAGCCCAUCAAGAUAUGGCCAGCCUUCAACAAGAAGACCUGACGAUGUUCGGCAAACUUAUAUUAGCACUCUGUUGCCACCAUCCAGGUGCUCCGUAUAAUCCACAGAAAGCACUAGAGCAAAUCAAUCGAUAUUACUCGGUGGAAGUCAAACAGAUCGCACUGUUCCUUAUGGGCAAGCCGAAUGUGCCUCAAGGGAAGAAGGCUAUCGACCAGAUAGUUGACAUGCUCUCUCGCCAAUCUAUCAAGAAAGUCGAAGAGGCCCAUAGCGCCGUCGACCGCCUUGAAGCUGGUUUGAUGAGUGAGCUGGAGAACGGUCGCCUCGUUCGUCUCCUGUGCAAGUUCGGCUUCAUCAACGAACGCCCCGAGUUCGCUCUGGACCCAAGAUGGAGUGAAACGGGCGAUAGGUAUAUUAUUAAGCUGUUCAGGGACUACGUCUUUCAUCAGGUGGAUGAACACGGGCGGCCUGUGGUAAAUCUGUCACAUGUGUUGACUUGUCUAAACAAGCUCGAUGCUGGUACAGAUGAGCGGAUCAUGCUGGUCUCGCGAGAUGAGCAGAGUUGUCUUGUGGUAACGUACAAGGAAGUCAAGUCAUGCAUCGAGUCGGCGUUUAACGAGUUGGGAACGGCUGCGGCAAGCUGAUGAUCAGAGCUGAAACCCUAUACAUUAUAUCAUGGAAAAUAAGUAGAAUCCAGAAAAAGACGCAGAAAACGUGACAAAAAUACGAUCGAUUUCUUCCUCUUAUCAUACUUACGUGACUCCAAGCGACCUACAUGACGAUUCCCUGUUGCUGAUCAGACUUCUCGGAACGCAGGGAUCGCUCAACCUCGCGGCAGAAGAGGAAAGCAGCCUCACCUGGGAGCUUUCAGCGACCAUUCUAGAUUCCAUGCUUGAGGCCGAAUGACGUCUCCACCUGUCAAAGUGUUAUUGUUGCCUUCUGCAUCCUUGUUUGACUGGCGCGAGAAUGUGCACAUGAGAAUGUUGGUGUCGGAUGGCCACUUUGGUUUCAAGCUCGUGAGACAUGUGCGCAGGGUAUGCAUUUCUGACCGCGAGAGAAGGCUAUGGUGAGCGGGUGCGUCGAGUUGUAAUAUCGCACAGGUGCAGGGUCCCGGAUCACACCCCCUUGUGCUUCCAAACCUUCCGAAGAGUUGGCUCGGCAUUUUCCUAUGGUCAAAACGUGGGAUAAGUAUGGAGGAAAUUGUCGUCGGUCAGGGCGGAGCAUCGAGGCUAACUCGGAGGAGUAUGGAGUAUCUGAGCUAUAUACGCUCAAUAGUCGAGGCGAAUGUUAGUAUAAUAGGCUGUAGCUUGAGGGAAAGUUGUAACAACUUGAGUGUUUUA